CAAAUUGCCUGUCUAUCUUCAGCAUAACCUGAGUUUCGAUCUCAUGGCUCAGCUGUAUGAGCACAAGCUUCCUGAUUAUAUUUUUACUGAGAAACUUGGACAAGGAACGUAUGCGACCGUCUUCAAAGCGUACCACAAGACAGGUGCACGACGAGUCGUUGCCAUAAAAUGCAUCUCCAAAAGCUCCCUCACGAAGACAGCAACCGAGAAUUUGCUCACGGAAAUAGCUAUACUGAAAAAAAUAAAGAACGAGCACAUUGUGGAACUUAUAGACUUCCAGUGGAAUCAGCAGUUUAUUUACCUGAUUAUGGAGUACUGCGCCGGCGGCGAUUUGCAUCGCUUCAUACGGGUCAACAAACGACUUCGAGAGUCAAUAGUUCGCAAGUUUCUUCAGCAGCUUGCAAAGGCAUUGCGGGUUCUUCAUCAACACAAUAUUGCUCACAUGGACCUGAAGCCACAAAACAUCCUCCUCUCUUCUGUGCGAAAUCCUUCACUGAAGCUCGCAGAUUUUGGGUUUGCACAGUAUUUGCGAUCAGGUGACCUGGCCAGCUCUCUUCGAGGAUCUCCAUUAUACAUGGCUCCGGAAAUGCUGCUCAGUGAUCAAUAUGACAACAAAGUAGACCUGUGGUCUGUUGGCAUCAUCAUGUAUGAAUGCCUUUUUGGAAGUGCCCCUUAUGCGUCGCCAACUUUUGAGGAGGUAGCGGCCAAAAUUCGCACUGAAAAGCCUAUACAGCUUCCACAAGGUGCAUCAGUGUCCGACUGCUGUGCAGACCUGCUGCUGAAGCUUCUUCAGCGGAAUCCCGAGAAACGUAUAGGCUUUGAAGAAUUCUUUGCCCAUCCAUUUGUGGACUUGGAGCACAUUCCGAGCGCAGAAACUCUUCAGAAAGGAGCCUCUCUGAUUCAGCAGGCAGUGGCCAAGGACAGCCAGGGUUGUCUUCGAGAAGCACUACACCUCUAUUGCCAGGGCCUGCAGUACCUGCUGCCUGUUUUACAGAACGAGACUGACUUGGAGAAGUGGAAAUCAUUGCAAGCAAAGGUCAGUGAAUACCUUCAGCGUGCUGAAACCCUCAAGUCAACACUGAAGUCAAGGGAAGCUAUUGUCAUUGAGGAUGACAGACAUGGAGGUGGCACAGAAUUUGAGGACAUAUGUGAUCGGUAUCCACCUCUCCAGAGUGCCCUUCUCCUGGUCAACUCUGCGAAAAAACUGGCUGUCGCAAAUAGGCUUAAGGAUGCUCUGAAGACAUACCAAGAUGCUUUAGAUAUUGUCAUUCCUUUCAUGAACAAAUGCAGGCCAGAUGAGAAGGAGGUGCUGAGAGCAGAGGCUGAAAAAUGGCUUGAGGCUGCGGAGCUAGUCAAAUCGUACAUGGCCAUGCAGACCAUGGAGGUCGGAAGGACGGCUCCCGUGAAAUCAGAACAAUCGUGCACGAUACAGUGAAAUAUUGUCGUGUGGAAUGGUUGUCACCGAGCCUUGUAUAUCUGUAAAUUAUAUGUUGUGUUCUUUGUUGGUAUGUUGCAUGUAGGUACUGUCGCUGUAUUAGGCUUUAAAAGGACACAAAAGAGAAGUUUUGACUGAUAGGCUAUGUCACUGGUGCAGCGAUCUGUUGGUGUCCUGAGCUCUUCUUUUACGAGGCAGUUUAGUCAAUACAGCUCAGUUGUGCUUCAUUACAUUUUGGUUAAAUCUGAAGGCAUACUUAUAUUUUAAUUAUAACUUUCAGAUUUUGAAAUAUGCACAAAUAAAUUAUGCAUCUUUUAAAUAGAAGCAGCAGGCUGGUUGAUGUUUGUUAUCAGAUCUUGCCAAUAUAAUCUCUUGUGGUGUACAACCUGGAGGGCAUGUCGUACCCACAGCUUCAGAAAGAAAAUAUUAUGCUAAAAACUAAGCAGCAACACGAAGGAAGCUACAGUCACUGUCAUACUUAAAUUAAUCAGAUCACACGUCCAGCAUGCUGUUUUGAUUCUGUCCGUGCUAUGUGUCUUCUUUCAGCGACUAUAGAUGUAUAGUGUGUUUACAGUGUGUUUUACAGUGAGGCUGUGGUAAAUUUGUAAAUUUAUAGGGUCGUCUGGUUGGAGACUGCAUAUAGGAGCCUGUGUUUGUACCCGUUAGAAUGUCUUAGAGCUGGCAUCUUAUUUAAUGGGUAGACACAACUCUCAUAUUCAACACCAGCAUCACUGGUUCACUGUGGGAAGCAGCUCAGGGCUGGAGCAGUCUGCCCAGCUGGGUCUAUUUUGGACAGAAAUUUGUUAGCUGAAUACCUGCCUGAUGGCAUGCUUAAGGCAUGAUGCCAUGGUGUAGUACCUACUGUAAUAAGUAUUGGGAGCACUUCUUUACAAUCGACUAGCAUCAUCGAACUGCCCUGUGCAGAAUGAUGUACAGAAAAGCUCUUUUGACCCAGUUUAUUGAAACACUUUUAAACUAUCAAACAGUGAAAUAUGUCGUAGGUGUCCUUGCUUAACCUUUUGGAAACAACAAGAAUUAAAUAUGGAUCUUCCCCUAGUAUCCCUUUGAUAACACACAUAGGGACAAUGAAUGUGUUCAAAGCAGCAUUUAUUGAAUGAAAAGAUUUUUUAUAUUGUUCAAACAGUAUAAAUGUGCUGCAUAAUGUUGUGCACGUUUAUGUUAUAAAUAUUGUUGUGUACAGUUAUUGACAAGGUGUUCAUUAAAGCAGCUUAUCACAGUUACA
This is a messenger RNA of Rhipicephalus microplus (southern cattle tick), 2678 nucleotides long. RefSeq names its product serine/threonine-protein kinase ULK3. NCBI's taxonomy places the organism in Eukaryota, Metazoa, Arthropoda, Arachnida, Ixodida, Ixodidae. Gene Ontology annotation, cellular component: cytoplasm; autophagosome; cytosol. Gene Ontology annotation, biological process: piecemeal microautophagy of the nucleus; peptidyl-serine phosphorylation; response to starvation. Gene Ontology annotation, molecular function: protein serine/threonine kinase activity; ATP binding. The record is from RefSeq and is a predicted model, not a curated record.